AUGCUCUCCGCCUUCACAGCCCGUCCCAUCAUCGAGCUGCGCCAGCGGGACAGGUCCAAGAUCGAGACGAUCCUCGCGUACGGUGACCGUGUUCUCGUCGGCCUUAACAGCGGCGCCCUCCGUGUCUACCGCCUCAACGAGCUCCCCGACCAACCUACCAACGGUUCCGCCGAUAAAAAUGCUGCCCCGGCUUCUCCCACGAACGGUGACGUUGCCCCUCUGAAGGUGCCCGCGGUGCCCGUGAAGCCCACCGAUCUACUGCGUGAGGUAGAACGCUUCUCGACGCGCUCCAUUGAGCAGCUAGCCAUAAUCAAGGAGGCAAACACGAUCGUGUCGCUCUCAAACUAUCACGUUUCGUUGUACGAUCUGCAGACUUACGAGCUUGUCGAGACGCUGAGCCGGACCAAGAACGCGUCGUGUUUUGCGGUGACAUCGAAUAUCGUCAAGGAUCCGGACACGGGCAUUCCCGAGAUUAUCAGCAGAUUGGCGGUUGCGGUCAAGAGAAAGCUAUUGCUAUGGAGCUGGCACGAGAGCGAGCUGUCGGAUGAUGUUGGGGAGGUCAUCUUGGCUGAAUCGAUCCGGUCUGUGACAUGGGCGAGCGCAACGAAACUGGUGUGCGGCAUGAACGGUGGAUAUGUCAUGGUCAAUGUCGUGACUCGCGAAGUGGAGGAGAUUGUGAGCCCCGGGGCAGGCCCUGCAGCUGGACAGACGAGCCGCUUCGGUGCCAUGAGUACUGCUGGAAUGGGAUAUAUGGGCUUGGGAGGAUACAUGCCCAAGCCGUUGGCGGCCAAGCUGGCAGAAGGGGAGAUGCUGCUGGCCAAGGACAUCAACACAUUGUUCAUUGAUGAUGACGGGAAGCCUUUGGAGAGAAGACAGAUUCCUUGGCAGUCAGCUCCUGAGUCGAUAGGGUACUCGUACCCCUAUAUCCUCGCAUUACAAGCUCCGUCAAAGGGCUCACUCGAAGUCCGGAACCCGUCUACUCUUUCACUUAUGCAAAAUUUGGCUCUUCCAGGAGCGGCACAGCUUCACUUCCCUCCGCCUACAGUGAGCUUGGCCCAUGCCGGCAAGGGCUUUCACAUCUCGAGCGAGCGGUGCGUGUGGAAGAUGGACGCGACAGACUAUGAUUCCCAAAUCCAGGAGCUGGUGGAUGGUGGCAAGUUUGAUGAGGCUAUUAGCAUUCUCGAGAUGCUUGAGGAUGCUCUAUUGAAGGACAAGACCCAGACGCUUCGGGAAGUCAAGAUGCUCAAGGCCGAGAUGCUGUUCAAGAAGAAGAGAUAUCGGCAGUCUAUGGAUCUCUUCAAUGAGGACACCGUGCACGCGCCCCCUGAGCGAGUGCUCAAGAUGUACCCUCCUCAAAUUGCAGGAGAACUAUCGGCAUGGGCAGGCCGUGAGGAGGAAGAAAGGGAGGAAGAAGCCCCUGGAUCUCCGAAGAAGACCAAUGGGACACGGCCAAGCACUCCAGAGUCUGCUGAGCCACCUCACGAAUCACCGUCCCCUGUAGCCAAAGGUGGCUUCGCUCGUUAUCUUACCGGCAGCUACAGGAAACCUCAAUCCGACACGGCGUCCAUUAUCUCAAAGAGGGAAACGCCUGAUGCCGAUGACACCGCGAGCGUCAAAGAGACGGAGUCAAAUGAGGAUAAGCCGCUGAAGGACAAGGAUUUGAUGAAUGCUGUUCUGGAACUGAACAGCUACCUUGCAGGGACUCGUGCUCGACUUCAGAGAGUCAUUGACCCCAUUACUGGAAACCUGAAGCCCCGAAGCGAACGAAAUGGCUCGUCAGAAGAUGUGGCAGAGAAGUUCCUGAGGAUGGGACUCGAUGAGUCCGAAAAGAAGAUGGAAGAGGAGUUACGGAAUACUUUUCGAUUGGUUGACACGACUCUGUUCCGUGCCUAUAUGUUCUCUCGACCAACUCUGGCAGGCUCACUGUUCCGAAUUCCCAACUUCUGCGAUCCUAACGUGGUCAACGAGAAACUUUUGGAACACAACCGCUAUACAGAGCUGGUGGAUUUCUUCUACGGCAAAAAGCUACAUAAGGAGGCAUUGGAGUUGCUGCGCAGAUUCGGCUCUGCUGAAGAGCCAGAUGAGGCCGCACCAACUCUUCAUGGACCAGAGCGUACCAUUCAGUAUCUCAAGAACCUACCCCCGUCUGAAAUCGACCUGAUUUUGGAACAUGCUGAGUGGACGCUCAAGGCCAGUCCUGAUGAGGCGUUAGAGAUCUUCAUCGGCGACACAGAGAAUGCAGAGACACUACCACGGGAGAAGGUCGUGGCGUUCCUACAUGACGUGGACAUGCAACUGGAGGGUCGAUAUCUGGAGCACAUCAUCAAUGAGUUGGAGGAUAUGACGCCAGACCUUCACAACCGCCUGGUAGAGCUUUAUGUCAAGAACUUGAAGCAGAUGCAGAGGGGUGACGAAUGGGAUGCUUUGCUCGACCGGUUCAUUACCUUUUUGAGGGAAUCGAAGCAGGUUUACAGCCUAAGCAAAGCUUUUGGGCUGAUUCCAAGAGAUGACCCAGCAUUCUACGAGGCGCAGGCUGUAGUGCUGAGCAACAUGGGCCAGCACAAGCAGGCCCUUGAGAUUUAUGUUUUCAAGAUGAAGGAUUACCAGAAAGCCGAAGACUACUGUAAUCGAGUCAACUUGACUCAGGAUACUACUCCAUCGUCCCAGCCGAAUGCAAGGGAUGACGCAGGAGAGGAUCCAGAAAACACAACACCAUCCAUUUACCACACGUUGUUGUCACUCUACCUGCAGCCAUCGCCGCCAAACAAGCCCAACCUUGAACCAGCACUGGACCUCCUUUCCAAGCAUGGAUCUCGUCUCCCAGCAAAGUCAACACUGGGACUCAUCCCUGACGACCUCCCUGUACGAUCACUUGAAUCCUACUUUCGAGGCCGCAUCCGUUCAGCCAACAGCCUCGUGAACGAAGCAAGGAUCGUGGCGGGACUGCGCCAAGCUGAGGGAAUCUCCAUCGCAGCGCGACUGCACCUGGGUGACGACGUUCAGGGCGGCCAGGGCGGACGCAACAGGCACGUAUCAAUAACAGAUGAGCGGCACUGCUUCGUCUGCCACAAGAAGCUCGGGGGCGGCAUGCGCAUCGGCGGAAGCGUGGUGGCGGUAUUGCCGGACAACACCGUGGUACACUAUGGAUGCCUGAACCAGGCAACGGGGAACAAGGUCGAUAGAUCGCGGGCGCCAAGCUGGGGAAGGGGAUUCUAG
Molecule: messenger RNA, 3216 nt
Organism: Fusarium keratoplasticum
Lineage: Eukaryota; Fungi; Ascomycota; Sordariomycetes; Hypocreales; Nectriaceae
Product: CNH domain-containing protein
Exons: 4
Coding region: 1-3216 (1071 amino acids)
Biological process (GO): vesicle-mediated transport; endosomal vesicle fusion; autophagy
Cellular component (GO): fungal-type vacuole membrane; cytoplasm
Source: RefSeq, a predicted model, not a curated record